GAAAAUUGGGCGGUUGUGCACCGACGGCCUCUCACCGCCGUAUCAAUCAUACAUCGCCGCCCUAGAAAAUCAUCCAAAAUCAGCGCUUCUUUUUUCGCCAUCUCCAAUUUCAGAAAGUUCGAAUCUGUUCGCCAAGCACCUAAACAGUUUUGGUUGAUCGAAAUUUGGUACGUAAUUCUCUCGUACUUCAUAUUUCGAUAGCAUUAACCCUACUCAAAAGUAAUAGUGAUGAAUCGAAGUCUAGUGAAUGAAAUCCUUCUCAAAUCGAUCUCGCAAUCAGCUUUUAAAAUCCAUCACUUGUCAAAGUCUACUCUUUCAUCCCUACAGACGUUACCUGAUUCAAGAACAAAUUCCUUCCUAAACCCACUUUACAAUUUUCUCCCAAACACCCAAAAUCCUAGCAAAAUUGUUGAUAACAUAUGCACGAAUCUCAAGGAAAGAAGAAGUACUCUUCUUGACAAAGGUAUGAUCCCUCAUCUGGGCAACCAAGAAGUCUCAAGGGUUCUUCUUAGAUGCCAAUCUGAUUCGUUUGCAGCUCUUACUUUCUUCAAUUGGGUUAGAAAUGGUACAGGCGUUGUCCCAACUAUUCGUAACUACUGUCUGAUGUUGCAUAUACUAGCUUGGUCUCACAACCUUCCACAAACGAUGAAGCUUUUAUCUGAGUUAAUUGAGCUCAAUAGGAACAAAUCUGAAAAGGUAAGUAUUUUUGAAAUUUUGGUUCUGUGUACCAAAGAAUGUAUCUGGGAACCAGUUGUAUUUGAUAUGCUUCUCAAGGCAUACCUAAAAGCUGGUUUGGUUUGGGAUGGUUUUGUUACUUUUAGGAAGAUGGUUAAGCUUGGUUUUGUUCCAAAAAUCGUUUCGAUUAACUUUCUCUUAGAUGGACUUUUGAAGUUGGAUCAAAUCGAUGAAUGUUGGGGAAUUUAUGAGGAAAUGAGGAAAAUUGGGGUCCGUGCUAACACGAUUACUUUUAACAUAUUAACUCAUGUUAUAUGCAAGAGUGGGGAUGUGGAUAAGGUGAACGAGUUCUUAGACAAGAUGGAAGAAGAAGGAUUUGAUCCUGAUAUUGUCACCUAUAACACACUGAUAGAUAGCUAUGUGAGGAAUGGUCGAUUAAAAGAUGGCCUCUAUCUUUAUAAUAUCAUGUAUAUAAGACAUGUGAUGCCAGAUUUGAUUACUCAUACAUCUCUGAUAAAUGGGCUUUGCAGAGAGGGUAAUGUAAGGGAAGCUCAUAAGUUAUUCCAUCGUAUGAUUCAAAUCGGGCUGUACCCAGAUGUUUUCUCUUACAAUACUCUUAUAUGUGGCUAUAUUAAUAAAGGAAUGAUGCAAGAAGCUCGUACUUUACUUCAUGACAUGAUCAGAGAAGGAGUUCCCCCUAAUGAGUUCACCUGUUUAGUACUUAUAGAAGGAUAUAGAAAGAAAAACAUGUUAAUUUCAGCUGUGAAUCUUAUUGUAGAGCUCCAAAAGUUUGGAGUUUCGGUUUGUAGAGAUCUCCAAAUUGAUCUAGUUGUUGCUUUGUGCCGGGUAGAUAAACCAUUUGCAGCCAAGAGUCUCUGGGAACGCAUGGUGCAAGAUGGCAAAGAAGCACAUAAGUUGGAAAUCUACAAUGAAUUGAUAGUUUCGUUUUGUAUAUCCAGUUAUGUAAAUGAGGCUAUACAGCUAAAAGAUGAGAUGUUUUUCAAGAAUAUAAAGCCGAGUCUGAUCACCUAUAGAACAAUCAUAGAGUGUUUGAGUAGACUAAAUAGAACCACAGAGGGUGAAGUUUUCAUGAGGGAUAUGGUUGAAUUUGGCAUCCAGCCUGAUACGACAAUUUGCAGAUCUUUGAUAGCUGGGCAUUGUAAAGAGAAGAAUCUUAAUCAAGCGGAGUCAUUAUUGAGCUUCUUUGCCGAGGAGUUCCAAGUAUGUGACAAUGAAUGCUAUAAUGAGCUUUUUAAAGUGUUAUGUGAGGAAGGUGAUAUUGGUAAGUCGAUGGAAUUUCAGAACAGGAUGCAAAAAUUUGGAUUCACUCCAAAUUGUCUGAGUUUUAAGUAUGCAAUUGAUGGGUUGUCGAGAAGAACAGCUUGUGGAGAUGCCUUCAUUGAUGAAUGAGAUCAUUUGUUAAAAAGGAAUUGUGUUUCACAUGUUGCGGGAGAAAAAAACACUACAAGCUUGAAUCAGUAUGGCCAUUUGAUGCACAGAUGUAGCAGUGUUGGUUUUAGUCAAGAGUGAGUGGCAGAAUCAAGCUCUUAUUUUUGCCCUUCUUGUAGUCGUGCUCCUGAAAAGUCCUUCAAUAUCAAGGAGCUUAACGGCAAUCGGUUGAGCCUUCAACCCAGGCCUCAUGUUCUCAUCAACAUAACCCUUAUGCACC
Molecule: messenger RNA, 2344 nt
Organism: Cynara cardunculus var. scolymus (artichoke)
Lineage: Eukaryota; Viridiplantae; Streptophyta; Magnoliopsida; Asterales; Asteraceae
Product: pentatricopeptide repeat-containing protein At5g40400
Exons: 2
Coding region: 229-2085 (618 amino acids)
Molecular function (GO): protein binding
Source: RefSeq, a predicted model, not a curated record